GGCCAGUGGGUGACCUGCGCUCGGGGCGCAGUAUCCCGGCUGCGGAAGGAUGGCAGGGGCCGCCGGCUACUUCUCGGACGAGCAGUUCCGGGAGGCCUGCGCGGAGCUUCAGCAGCCAGCGCUGGCCGGGGCCGACUGGCAGCUGCUGGUGGAGGCCUCGGGCAUCACCAUCUACCGGCUGCUCGACCAGCCAACUGGACUCUAUGAGUAUAAAGUGUUCGGUGUUCUGGAAGGUUGUCCACCAGCUCUACUUGCAGAUGUUUACAUGGACUUAGACUACAGGAAAAAGUGGGACCAGUAUGUGAAAGAGCUCUACGAAAAGGAGUGUGAUGGACAGACAGUGGCCUACUGGGAGGUGAAGUACCCUUUCCCGUUGUCCAACAGAGAUUAUGUCUAUACCCGCCAGCGGCGAGACCUGGAUGUGGACAGGAGGAAGAUCUACGUGGUCCUGGCCCAGAGCAUCUCGGUGCCUCAGUUUCCGGAGAAGUCUGGGGUAAUCCGAGUGAAGCAGUACAAGCAGAGUCUGGCGAUUGAGAGCGAUGGCAAGAAGGGGAGCAGAGAAUGGAGUUCCAAACUUUUUGAAAGACAUGGUGAAAGCUUGUCAGAAUUACCCCAAGAAAACCUAAGAAGGAGAAUGGGACCCCAGCAUCCAUCUCUGGAUGUGCUUCAACGGAUGCUCGGCCUUCCCUCCGCUCUUUCUGUCUUCAGAGGUUUACAUGUAUCCCCAGGCAUGCUUGCCUGCUGCCUGGCUCAUUUGCCACCUUCUUCCCCACUAGUCCUUUGCAGGGCCGACUACCUUCUUCCGCUGUUGAGUGGGAGGCCUCUGCGUGGGUAUCAUUAGUUAGGGAAGUCCUCAGCAGGGACGAGGAGCAUUUUGUUGUACCAUCUCAGGGGAAUGAAUGAGAGGAGGAAGGAUGGCAAAACGUAAGAGUGACCCUUCCUGGCAAGCAGGCUCUCUUCAAAACCCUGUUUUGCAACCCAGGAGUGGCUGCUGGAGGUGGCCUUUGGUCUAUGUUUGACCUUCCAUGUCCCAACAUUGGAGACACAGUGAUGUCAGUUUUCUUUAUGCUUUGUUGACUUGGAUAGGCCGGGAUUUGAGGUAACAGGCAGGUGUUUCUACUUGUGCAGGGUCGGUGGCUGCUGUGAUAUCAGGCCAUCAUGAGCGUCCCAGGCCUGACUGAGCACAUGCUGACAUGACCUCAUUGCCCUAACUGCCCACUUCUGGAUUUUUCCUUUCCCAUAAGCCACUAGGAAAAUGCUGCCUAUACCUCUCUAGCUGUGCAUUUCCUGUGAGCCCAAGGCUUCAAGUUCAAAGCUAGCCUGAGCACAGCACUAGGAUUGUGUCCUCCUAAGUGGUAGGUGAUCUUCCCCUCUGGAACGUUUAGAGAUGUUGAAGGGACAAGACUAGUUUACAACCAGGCAAAACUUAAGUAGUGAUUUUGUGUGCCCUUUGCCUUUUACUUUCUACCUCUUCAAAGCAAGGACUCUCGGAGCCCUAGUUUUAUCCCGAAUUCUUGUAGGAAAAUAUAUUCUGUGGCCAAGACACAGUCUUGGUGAUCUCAGGGAAAAGGUCCCAUCGCUCCGCUGCUCCGUGCAAACCUCGAUGAACAGAUAUGGAAACUCAGUAUGCAAAGCCAGAAGAGAGGGGGUUGUUAAGGUGGCGUAGCGGUCCUCACAGUGCGUUCUCGCUGGGAAGGAAGGCGUGUCCUAAGAAUAAACACACAGUGACUUAUGUU
Molecule: messenger RNA, 1736 nt
Organism: Alexandromys fortis (reed vole)
Lineage: Eukaryota; Metazoa; Chordata; Mammalia; Rodentia; Cricetidae
Gene: Pctp
Product: phosphatidylcholine transfer protein
Exons: 5
Coding region: 50-841 (263 amino acids)
Molecular function (GO): phosphatidylcholine binding; phosphatidylcholine intramembrane carrier activity
Source: RefSeq, a predicted model, not a curated record